Messenger RNA from Pungitius pungitius (ninespine stickleback), 4622 nucleotides. RefSeq names its product ephrin-A3b (gene efna3b). The record is from RefSeq and is a predicted model, not a curated record. Gene Ontology annotation, biological process: ephrin receptor signaling pathway; axon guidance. The transcript has 6 exons. Gene Ontology annotation, cellular component: plasma membrane. The coding region runs from base 998 to 1663 and encodes 221 amino acids. Gene Ontology annotation, molecular function: ephrin receptor binding. NCBI's taxonomy places the organism in Eukaryota, Metazoa, Chordata, Actinopteri, Perciformes, Gasterosteidae.
AGGGGGGCAAACCUUUCCCCGCGUCUCUGCGUGACAGAACUACAGGAAGAUUGACACGUAAAUAACUCUUAAUUCUAUUACAACUUAAUUGCUUUGGUUAAUUUGAGAUGUGAAAUGUAAUUUUAUUAUAUUUUGCAAAAACAAAAACGGCGAGUCACUUCUGUUUCAAAGUCACUACAGCAUCCUCACCGUGAAAAUACGGCGCGUUUUAUCUUCUUUAUGGGGAAUUGCGUAAGUGUGUUUGUGUGAGCGCGCGCACGAGCGCGCGUGUUAAUGUGCCGCACGUCGUGCACGAUGACAGUACUGUAUUAGUCCGGGGAUCCAAACGCGCACGAACUUACUUGCGACUUGGCCACGAUGUUGAAGAAAGGGGGCGGAGUUAAAAAGUGAACGAGAGCUGCGUACCAAACAGAGAGAGAGAGAGAGAGAGAGAAAGGGGGAGGAAAGGGGAGAGACGGGUGGGCAGGCUGCUCACCGUAAACGAUGGUUGUCGGAUAGAGUCUUGAGGAGCUAAUGAAACUGGCUGCUUGAAUUGUUUGCAGCCAUUACGGAGCUCAGUGGCCCCGCGCGCUCCGCGUCCCUCGGAUCCUCGCAAGGAAAAACUGCAGCCGCGCGCAGAUAAAGAACCGCUUUUUUUUAAUUAUUUUUUUUUCUUUUCUUGUGAGGACUUGCUUACUAUUUUUUUUAUUUUACCACCGUUUUUUUCCCCCAGCCCCCCCUUACCUCCCCAUCCACACUCGUAGUUCUCCAUCAGUCCGCCUUUGCACGUCAGCAAGCAACUCUCUGGCCGCGGACGGGACCGUUUCAUGCCCGGAGGAAGACCGACCCCCCGCUCGGACCCUGUGCCGACCACACGCGCUCCUCCGGCGGGCUCAGAAGCGGCAGUUCCCGGCAUUUGCUGGGAUGUUUGAGUCGCGUUGUUUGGUGGGGUGAAGGGACCGAGAGAGUGGCCGGAGACACCGAGCGGACCGGGGGGGCCGACAGAGGAGACGGGAGCAUGGCUCUGGUGGCGCUGUCUCUCUGGGUGCUAACGAGUCUCACCUGGGCGGACGUGGUCCAGGUGACAGCCAACAGGCAUUCCGUCUACUGGAACAGCUCCAACAUACACCUGCGCCGGGAGGGCUACACCAUGCAGGUGAACGUCAACGACUACCUGGACAUCUACUGCCCCCACUACAACGACAGCCAGCGCGGGGCGGGCAGCGGCGAGCAGUACGUCCUCUACAUGGUCAGUUACCGCGGGUACAGGAACUGCGACCCCCAGCUGGGCUUCAAGAGGUGGGAGUGCAACCGGCCCCACGCCCCCCACGCGCCCAUCAAGUUCUCCGAGAAGUUCCAGCGCUACAGCGCCUUCUCGCUGGGCUACGAGUUCCACGUGGGACAGGAGUACUACUACAUCUCCACGCCCACCCAUCACCACGGCCGCAGCUGCCUGAGACUACGAGUGUACGUGUGCUGCUCCACAGCUUCUGACGCAGACGAUGAGCAGGAGCCUACGGAACCGGACUACACGCUCCGACCAGGCCUAAACAUUAACGAUAUCGAUGAAUUCAACCCCUUUGUUCCCAAGCUGGAGAAGAGUGUCAGCGGAAGCAGCCCAUCCAGGGAUCGCCUUCUUCUCACCGUGACGAUGCUCUUUCUGGCCGCUCUCUUCAUCUCCUAGCAAACGGCCAUCCCAUCAGCGUCACCAUGCCAACUAGCCUUGGGAGGGUGUACAGUAUCGGCGGAUGGCAGCGUUUAGGAGGCGAGGGAGAAAGAGAGAGCAGAGUUAGGAUACCACAAAUAGAGCAGAAGGCAGGAGGAGGAAGAAGUGUUUUCAAGCAUCACAGUGUGAAUGUGUGUGUGUGUGCGGUCGUACAGCUGUGUGUUUGAGGGAGCGUUGUUUUGGUGGAGUUGAAAGACCUUCAGGCACUCUGUGACACAGACUGAACCGUAUGUCACGUGCAUCAAAGUCAGCCUGUGCAUACAGAUACAGGUGUGGUAGACUGUGUGUGUGUGCGUGUGUGUGUCUGUGUGUGAGUGAGUCUGAACAGGCCGUAGUUUGAGCUUGCUGAAUCAUGCACACCACGCAAAGCAUUUAUACACCAGGAGAGACGAGGCUUAAAUCCAAGCAAAAAGAAAAGGCAUCAAAUCCACCCACCCAAUUGAAAACCAUUCAAAGACUUUCCCCGGGAUCUGAUUGGCUGAAACACUUCCUUAGCGGUAGUUGCCAUAGUUUCUUGCAACAAGAAUUAAACUGACCUCAAAUGAACUGAAUCUCAUCACAACUGAACUGAAAUUGCCUUUUUUUUUGCGUUGUUGUUGUUGUUGUUGAUGUUGGGACCUUUGGGGGAAGCAGCUGAUGGUCCUGCGUAGGAAACCAGUCAAAAGUAGCCGAUAGUUCCUGAGCGAACCCUGCGACUCCCCUCUGUCUGCUGUGUCAUCCUGCGCUCACCACCGGCCUGCAGCACGUCUCUAACCAAGUUAAGAAGAAGAAAAGGGGGACACUGCAAGGGGGUGUGUUGCUGUCGUGAGUCGCCUUGGUUACUCUUCUGUCCCGCCCGGGAGGCACUCGGUUGGUCGACCGUCACCCCCCCCCCCCCCUCGCCGCCGCAGGCUGCUUGGAGGAGAGCGAGAGGAGCAGGGAGCAGGGAGGAGAAACAGUCACUCCCGCGUCCUCUGACGGGUCCAGUGCCGGACAAUGAGAAGCUCAUCAAAGCUGAUCGGUGUCAGCGUAGCAUUGCACUCCAGCAAUCUCACCCGCGUGAUCCCGUCCGUCGGACGCCACACGGGAACGCUUUUCUGUUGCCGCUUCGACUGUGUGUGCUUCAAAGAGAAAAUAUGUCCGAGGGUGUGUUUGAGAGCGAGGUAGAGCACUUUGAGUGGUACUAACAGCCUGGAAAUCAACCACAUACUGUAGAUCUUAUAAGUAUGACGAUGCAAAAUAAAUAAAAAGCAUCAAAACCGCAUACUAGAGCAACAAGUAAUACAUACAAACCAAGUGCUUUGGUGGGGAGGCAAUUCAAAGCUAAAAACAACUGUACCAGUCGGGUCCUUCAGAAUGGUGUUUCCAUAGCAACUAGCACCUUAUUCACCAUGGUUACCCAACCCUGCCAAACGAUGGACUCUAGUAGGGAAUGGCUUUCCAUAGUAGCUGAUAACAAUGAGGAUGAUGAUGAUGAUGAUGAUGAUGAUGGUGGCUAAUCAACAAGGUCACGCUAUGGCUCACCCACUGGCGCCUGAGGCGUUCAAGUACUCGUGUAAAUGUCGUAAAGGACAAAGAAUGGAACAACAAUGUCUUGAAAUGUGCCACAGCAAAAUGUUAUGUAAGCAUUUUACAAACUGGAAACUCUAUUUUCUUGUGCUUUUAUAUGUUUUUAUAAUUUUUUUGAGUUUACUGUGGUGUAUUUCUGGUUCUCUUGAGGGGGGAGAUGGGGUUUUGAAGUUGGGGGAUUGGGUGGUUUGAGCCAUAUGUAAACUUGUGUGUGUCUCAUUGGCAAAUCUGACAUAGCUGUUGAUUCUCAACCCUGAUGGCUUGUAACAAAUUUAAAGGACACUUCCCCAAUUCUACACGUUAUAAUAUCGCAGGAACCUUUGCCAAUCUGAGAGAAUGAUCCCCAAACAGAAGGGACAUGGAAUAAUUACACUGCCUGAAUAGAGGAAAGUCCCUUAAAUAAGUGCAGCAGCCGUCCUUCUGGGAAAAACCUUUCCUGGAGUUUUUUUGGACAAAUAUUGAGUCCAUUCCACCCGGUUGGGAACCAGUGAUAUGUGCAUUUCAUCUUUAGGAGUGAAUUUUCUUUUCAUCGGUGUGCGCUUGCAGUUUGGUAGAAAUGUGGCUUUUAUUCGUCCAAAUGAAUGUGUCAGUUUUGGGGAUCAUUUUUUUUGUUCAACCAAACGUUAAGAGACAGCCCCCAAGUGAACGACAAAAGCUGCAAAUAGACCCGCUCUCGUCAUCCGGACAUGAGAUGAUACAGGUGUGAAAAGCUCGUGGUUUUGGAGCAUCAUUGAGAACGUUGCAUUAUGGGAUAGAAAGUGAGCCAACCCAGGUGUAUGAAUGGCUCUUUUGUGGGAGGGGCUAAGUAGGAAAGGUUUUCAGUCCCGGUGUGGAAGGGGAGGGUUAAUCACCGCUCGAGAAGUUGCACUUAAGAACUUAGACACGAGAAUAAGAAAGUGUGCCCGUCUGAAUGUGUGUGUGUGUGUGUGUGUGUGUGUGAGUGUGUGUGUGUGUGUGUGUCAGGGAGACUAAGAGCUCAUUUCUGUUGAUCACUUCAUAUCUGUGUGCAAAAGCUCUGGAGUGCAGAUGCUGUCUGUCUUUGUGUGUGUGUGUGUGUGUGUGUGUGUGUGUGCGUGUGUGUGUGUGUGUGUGUGUGUGUGUGUGUGAAUGAACGAGUGCGAUACAGUCUUUUUGUUUCUGCUCUCCCCGUGUGCGUACGAGUGAGAGAGGGUGAGCGUUUUUAUGUCUGGCAAAAGAAAAAAAAAGCAUUUAUUAAUGUUGGAAACAACAGUUACAAUCAUGUUUACCUUCGACUGGAAUGACUUUAAAUGAACUUGAAAAUAAACUGUAAACUGAACAAACCAUAACAGAGGUAAUAACAAUGACCAUGAUAACAAAAUAAUAAGCUUACAAAUCUUACUUUUAACAA